Messenger RNA from Cervus elaphus (red deer), 7995 nucleotides. RefSeq names its product zinc finger and BTB domain containing 40 (gene ZBTB40). Gene Ontology annotation, molecular function: DNA-binding transcription factor activity, RNA polymerase II-specific; RNA polymerase II cis-regulatory region sequence-specific DNA binding; protein binding. The coding region runs from base 571 to 4287 and encodes 1238 amino acids. Gene Ontology annotation, biological process: regulation of transcription by RNA polymerase II. Gene Ontology annotation, cellular component: nucleus. The transcript has 22 exons. NCBI's taxonomy places the organism in Eukaryota, Metazoa, Chordata, Mammalia, Artiodactyla, Cervidae. The record is from RefSeq and is a predicted model, not a curated record.
UCUUCACACGCCUUCAGCGCCGGCCUCAAGAUGGCCGCCCUCUGGCGUCUCUGGCGCUGUUGAAUGGAGAAAGCUUUAUUGUUCCCUUCGGGUACGAGUGUUCGUGUCCUCUAUGGCGCUGUCAAUAAAGAACGGCAGUUUGAAUCGGUCCUGAACAGGUCUGUGGCCUGACAGCUGGGUCUUUCUUCUUGACUUCCCUUAGCUCCCUGCCCCCACGAGGGGCUCCGGUAGCAGUGAACUUGUUCUUUUUCCUUCAUCUGCCACUUCUCUUGGGUUCCUCGUCUCCAUGGAUGGCGCCACAGUGUUGCCAGAGGUCUUGCUGCCAGAGUUUUUGGGAUUCUGGGAAUCUGUUAGAGAGACUGUGGAUUUUUAUGAAUGUAGACCUCAGGGCCAGACUGCCUGAGUUUGGAUCCCAGGUCUGCCACAUGCUAGUUGUGUGACCUUAGGGGUGUACAGAAAUCCUCCUCAUCUGUGACACUCUACAUCUGUCUGUUUUGGGUUGCAUGCUGACCCUCACCAAGUGUUUCUGCUGGAAGAGAGGAAGGGGCGUCCUCGGACAGAGCCGAUGUGAUGGAGCUCCCCAACUACAGCCGGCAGCUGCUGCAGCAGCUCUACACGCUGUGCAAGGAGCAGCAGUUCUGCGAUUGCACCAUCUCCAUCGGGACCAUCUACUUCAGGGCCCACAAACUGGUCCUGGCUGCUGCCAGCCUCCUGUUCAAAACCCUGCUGGACAGCACAGACACCAUCUCCAUCGAUGCAUCCGUCGUGAGCCCCGAGGAGUUUGCCCUCUUGCUAGAAAUGAUGUACACCGGCAAGCUGCCUGUGGGCAAGCACAACUUCUCCAAAAUCAUCUCCUUAGCCGACAGCCUACAGAUGUUCGACGUGGCUGUCAGCUGUAAAAACCUUCUGACCAGCCUCGUAAGCUGCUCUGUCCAGGGUCAGGUGGUGAGGGAUGUCUCCACACCAUCCUCAGAGCCAUCCAGCAAGGAGUCAGAGAAGCCCGAAAUGGAAAUCCUUUCCCCCGAGGGUGCUGGAGAGCAUCACACUUCCCCGGAGGUCUCUACUCCUCCAGGGGGCCCCGUGAAAGUGGAGGUGAAGCACGGGGUCCCCACGGCUGGUCAAGAGAUGAGAGUGGAUCCUCCCGCUGCCCAGGAGGUUCAGGGGGACACAGACACCCCAGUGUCUCACUCAGCUGAAGUUUGUCCCUCCCGCCCUGUUGUACAAACCUUUAUUGAGGCAAAGGAAGCAAGCACAGAACAAGAGUAUGAGGGGAAACAUUACCAGCUGAAUUUUCUUCUAGAAAAUGAAAAAAUCUUUUCAGAUGCACUCUUGAUUACCCAGGAUGUUUUAAAAAGACUGGAAGAGUGUUCAGAAAUUAAAGAUGUGCAGAAGCAGACCAUAAUGGGAUGCCUUGAGGGUGAAGGACAAUCAGCAUUUCAGAGAAUCCUGGAUAAAGUAAGAAGUGAGAGCCUGGAUGUUCAGACCGUUGUGUCCCUGUUGCGGCUGUACCAGGAUUCCAGUCCUGCAGUCAGGACAGCACUGUCAGACGGAAAGCCGGAGGCUGUGGAAGCAGAGCCGCGGAAAGCUCUUUCUCCCCCAGGGAGCACAGAGGAGGGAAAGACCUUGUCUGUUCUGUUACUGGAACACAAAGAGGACCUGAUCCGGUGUGUAACACAGCUGAGACCCAUUUUGGAGUUCCUGGAAACAGCGGAGGAGGAAUUCCUGCCUGGCUCUGAGAAAAGGGUGAUUCUGAAUUGCUGUGAGGGCAGCACACCCAAGGAGACAAUAGAAAAUUUGCUGCACAGAAUGUCUGAAGAGAAGACCCUGAGUGCUGAGAGUUUGGUAAAACUGCUGCAGGCUGUGAAGAUGACGUUCCCAGACUUGGGCCUUCUGCUGGAGAAUUUGCAGAAAUUAGCCGCUUUGCCGAGCACCACAGCUCAAGCAAAUCCUGAUGACUAUGGGAUUGAACUAUUGAGAAGGUAUCAUGAAAACCUCUCUGAGAUUUUCACAGACAACCAGAUGUUACUAAGAAUGAUCCCACAUGUGAAGAGUGUAGUCCCUGGAGAAAAAGAGGUCAUGGAGAAGCUCGUGAGACGUGAUGCUGGUUCCGGCGGUUUCAGUGCUCUGAUGUCAGCAGUUCUAGAAAAGCACACACUGUCUGCAGCGGCCAUCUGGCAACUGCUCCUGGUGGCUCAGGAGACAAAGACCUGCCCACUGAAUCUGCUCAUGGAGGAAGUACGAAGGGAGCCCAGCGCUAACGCUUUCUUCCGGGCAGUGAUGACCCCAGAAAGUGCUGCCUUCGAGACCAUCCUGAGGCAUCACAGCUCGAUCCUAGAGGCCAUCCAGCAAACGGCUCAGCUCAAGUGCCUGGCCUCAGAGGAAGAGCAGUUGGCAGAGACCGUGAGAGAGAUUCUGAGCAGCUCCUCUGAGACAGCCAGCCCCGAAGCUUCCCUGGGAGCACUGCUGAGCAGAGCCGCGGAAAAAUCCAUCUCAGCCACUGAAAUAUGUCAGCUCCUGUGCAGCGUCCACAGAUCCUCCCCAGGCCUGCAGCCCGUCAUGCAGGAGUUAGCGUGCACUGGUUUCCUUACUCAGGAAAAGGGAGAGAAGGAAAGGUGGACAGUGAGUGGUAAAUUUCACUCUGAAGGCAAGGACAAAGCAGGUGAAAAGCCAGCCGGCGAAGACCGCCAGCCUGGAAACCAGGACGGUCAAGGAGAGACGGCUGCCUUGCCCGAGCAGCAGGAGAAAGACCCGUCUGCCUCCCCAGACUCUGCCAAGAAGAGCUUCGUCUGUAACGCUUGCGACAAGAGCUUCCACUUCUACUGCCGCCUCAAGGUGCACAUGAAGCGCUGCCGGGUGGCCAAGAGCAAGCAGGUGCAGUGCAAGGAGUGUAACGAGGCCAAGGACUCCAAGAAGGAGCUGGAGAGGCAUCAGCUGGAGGCCCACGGCGCGGCUGCAGAGCCCAGCGUCCCCAAGAAGAAGAAGAAGAGGCUCCCGGUGACCUGUGACCUCUGCGGACGAGAAUUUGCUCAUGCCUCAGGCAUGCAGUACCACAAAUUGACGGAGCAUUUUGAUGAGAAGCCAUUCUCCUGUGAAGAAUGUGGGGCAAAGUUUGCGGCCAAUUCUACCCUGAAGAACCACCUUCGCCUUCACACGGGGGACCGGCCGUUCAUGUGCAAGCACUGCCUGAUGACCUUCACCCAGGCCUCUGCCCUGGCCUACCACACCAAGAAGAAGCACUCAGAAGGGAAGAUGUAUGCCUGCCAGUACUGUGACGCUGUGUUUGCCCAGUCCAUCGAGCUGUCCCGUCAUGUGAGGACACACACCGGCGACAAGCCAUAUGUCUGCAGAGACUGCGGCAAGGGCUUCCGGCAGGCCAAUGGGCUCUCCAUCCACCUGCACACCUUUCACAACAUCAAAGACCCAUACGACUGCAAGAAGUGCAGGAUGAGCUUCCCCACCCUGCAGGACCACCGCAAGCACAUCCACGAGGUGCACUCCAAGGAGUACCACCCCUGCCCGACGUGCGGCAAGAUCUUCAGCGCUCCGUCCAUGCUGGAGCGGCACAUGGUGACCCACGUCGGGGGGAAGCCCUUCAGCUGCGGGAUCUGCAACAAGGCCUACCAGCAACUGUCCGGCUUGUGGUACCACAAUCGGACCCACCACCCAGACGUGUUUGCUGCUCAGAACCAUCGAUCUUCCAAGUUCUCGUCCCUCCAGUGCAGCUCCUGUGACAAGACCUUCUCCAACACCCUUGAACACAAGAAGCACAUCAAAACGGAGCAUGCAGACAUGAAGUUCCACGAGUGUGACCACUGCAAGGAGCUCUUCCCCACGCCAGCCCUGCUGCAGGUUCACAUCAAGUGCCAGCACUCAGGGUCGCAGCCCUUCCGCUGCCUGUACUGUGCGGCCACCUUCCGCUUCCCGGGGGCCCUUCAGCACCAUGUCACCACCGAGCACUUCAAGCAGUCGGAGAGUACCUUCCCCUGUGAGCUCUGCGGGGAGCUCUUCACCUCCCAGGCCCAGCUGGACUGUCACCUGGAGUCUGAACACCCGAAGGUGCUGGGCGCUGAAACCCAGUCGCAGAUGGUGCAGGUGAUCCAGACCCCAGAGCCAGUGGCCCCGACGGAGCAGGUGAUCACGUUGGAGGAGACCCAGCUUGCUGGCUCACAGGUGUUCGUGACGUUGCCGGAUUCCCAGACAGCCCAGACCAGCUCUGAGCUCGUGGCCGUGACCGUGGAGGACUUGCUGGAUGGGACCGUGACCCUGAUCUGUGGGGAGGCCAAAUGAGUGGCUCCUCGUGGCGGGGGGGUCCUGCGUGUGCAGUGGAGGAAAAGCUCCCCACUUGCCUGUUGCCCUUCCUCCCUGGCACAGUAUUGAGCAUCUUAGCUUCGCACCAACCUAAGUGGUCUCCUUGGGAAAGGGGCAGAAGCAUGGCUGUUCUCAUAAAACCAGCAUCUGAGUCAUUGGCAGCCAACACGACCGCCCCCCCGUGACCAGCAGGCCUGUUCCCCACAGGCCUCCUGUGGCAGCCUCUGUGACCCUGUCCACCCCAAGCGGAGUGUGGCUUCUGAAACAGCCUGAAGGAGCAGUGGGGUAAGGGCCGGUGACCAGAGGGACAGGUGUGGCGUGCCGGCAGCCCUCAGUGUGCGGAGUGGCAGCUCCAGGCGGGGCCGUGGUCUGCGGAGUGGGCCAGCACACGCUGCCAGUGCCUUCUGGCCGCUGAGAAGGGGGAGAGCCGCACUGUCAGACCGUGCGGGGAUCCCUUUCCUCGAGUCUGGCGUCCUCCCAGCCCCCUCACGGCGGCAGUAGGACCAGCAGAGCAUGCCCAUCAGGAAGGCCUCGUUUCCAGGCCGAGGCCCACCCUGUCGGUUCCGUCGGCCCUCCCCACGGCCGUGGGGGUGUCCGCUGUGAGGCCACGUAGCUGCAAACCAUGCCUGCCCUCCCGGAAACUCCUCGUGGUGUUUUGCACCGGAGGCUGGUUCCCACGGUGUUUCCGGGGUGUCCUUAUCCCCUUUCCUUAAUCAAAGCCUCACCUUCCACCCAGCCUGGAGGCCUUGGCCCCGCCCCCUGGUGCACGUGGGCCCAGGGGGCGUGGUGCCCGCAGCCCCCGACUCCUCCCCCUGCCCCGUCUUCCCUGCCGCCUGUGUCGCCUCACUGGCAGCGCCCUUCCCGGCCGCCACGGGGAGUGCUGGCCAGCAGGCCUCUGAGGUCUGAACUUCACAAAGCUUUUUUUUUGUCUUCAGUUCCCAAAAUAUAAUCUGAUAAUUAAUGGUUUAUGGAAUCCAUUAUGAAGUGCAAUUAGAUGGAUAUAGGUUCCCGCCGUUCGGAGGGAAUGGCUAGCAUUUAUCUUCCUUUCCUUGAUGCCAGAAGGUUGAUGUCUGCGAGGGCAGCGUGUCCACGCCCAGCACGGCUCCCUGCCAGCUUGUGCAGCUAAGCCCCUGUCUGAUCCCUCACCCUCACGAUACAGGCCGCCUGAAGACAAGGCCACCCCUCCUCUCUAAGCACAUUUCACAUCACCAGGCACCAGCAGGGGAGGGGGUCGAUUCGAGUCACUGAGGUCGGUCCUUUUAUCGCCAUCACACUUUGCCGAACGGGCCACAGGAUGGCCCUUACCACCAGCCUGCUCUCUGCAGGCAGCUCUGCAGCUCGCUCCCACCUCCAGCCGCGUGCUCAUUUUCUGUGCAAAUCGCUUGAGCUUGUCAGUUCAGGGAUCUUCCCAUUAGGAAGUAAAUGAAGUUUUCAAAGGCCAAUGACUGACCAGAAGAUGGUGCUCAAACCUUUAAGACUUGGCCUCCCUGUGAGGCCCUCGCUGCUUCUGCCAGGGCUGUCUGUAUCCUCUUAAGGUUUCUCAGCCCCGUGAGCUGUCAGACCAGGACUGCUCUUGAUCAGCAAAUGACGAGAUGACACCCGAAGCUCCACUUGGCACCAGAUAAAACCCCACUGAAAGGACGGAGCUGUCCAGCCCGCAGGGUGUGGAGGCCAAGCCCGGCAGAUAAGAAGGCAGGGGUACUUCGGAAUCGCAGCGUCAUCAAAACUUCUUCCAGCCAAAAAAGGAAAAAUUUUAAAAAUUAAUGACUGAGGACCUGUAGGGGAAAGUGAUUUUUUUUUUUUUUUCUUUUUAAAAAAGUCUUCUGAAUAAAGAAAGCUGUAAACUUUCACCCCAACUUUCCGAUCCUUUUCAAGUACCGAGACACCCUGUUCUCAGGUUUCGGACAGAGACCCGGAUGGAGGCAGGAGGCUCCUUCGCCUCAGAGUGGCCGGACCCGCAGCUCGCUUUGCCGAGAGCGGGCGGGGAAGCGGGGCUUGCGGCCCGCUGCUCUCUGAGCCCCGGCACAGGCAGCGGGAGCACGAGGCCUGUGUGGGUUCUGGUCGGCGCGAGGGGAAGGUCCACCCUGAGUCUCGUUUCUGCUCCAAGUGGACCUCUGCGAGAUGCCGCAUCAACGGUGAUUUUUACACCAUUGCUCCCUGGCGAUCCCCAAGCGUGGAUUCCAUUGUAGGAAGACUUUUCUAGUUCCGUCUGCCCAAGAGACUCUGAACUGCUGCCAGGGAGGACGCUGUUCCCCAAGUUGCUUUGUCCACAUCACUGGCUGGCAUGUGCACUCGUGGCCUUUGCUGCCGUGUCGCUGCCCCGACCGUCUCGGGGCUGAACCUUGGGGCACUGGCCAUGGUACCCGAGAGUCUGUGGGCUUUCUUGGAACACUUGGAUUUAUUCGUGAGACCCCCGCCCACCCCACCCCCCCAACUCCCUUCUCUGAUGCCAGAGCUCGUGAAACGCCUGGUGAGGAGGAAAGGGCAGGCAAAUUCCAGGCUGGAGUCUGAUUCCAUGGGAACAGUGGGGGAUCUGUGAUGGAAAAGCAUUUGCUCAUCACAGAUGAGUGAGGCAGAUAGACACUCAGGAGCAAGGACUGCCCUGGGAAGAUGGGCCUGGGCAAAUAUGUGAACAGAGGCUGAAAGGGAGUGGACAGAGACAGCGGUCUGUACUUGUUUAUUUUAUAAGGCCUCUCUCUUCCGUCUCAGAAGCUGUAUGUUUGGGAAGCGCUGAGCCCAGGAAGUACCACAAUCUCUGGUGUGAAAGCAGGGUUCCGCUGGUGGUUCAAGUCAUCUCUGAGGAAGCUGUCUGACUCCCCCGCCCCCCCCAUCAACCACGGAGUGUUCUUCAGCUUCAUCCCCCGGAAAGAGCCCUGAGAGUCGCGGGCUGAGGGCAAAGGAGACCCAGUCAGACAACGGCACACAGGGAGACGAGGAGCCCGUUCUCUGCCCCUGGUGUAACUUGCACCAAGGAGAGAGAUGGGACGGGCCCAGAGCUUCUCUAUCCCAGGUGACGCUGCAGCCACCAUAGGCUAACUACGUAUUAGUAUUGGGGGGGCCGGGUGUGGUGUUUAUAUCUCACGUCCCUGAGAUCUACGAAUGGGCCAAGGGUUGGAGGAUCUGCCAGCCUUACACAGAGUGGUUCCAGGAGACAAGCGGUAUCUCUGAAAUUGGGGUAGAUAGUUGGGCAGCGGUGGAGAAAAUCCGGGGGUGCUUUUGUCAGAGGAGGGCUUGAGCAGCCUCUGCCCAGCUCUACUGGGCCCAGCGUGUUCCCGGGUUCUGGGGAGUCAGGGAGAAAGUGGGCACGAAAGAAUGAUCUGGGGUCUUGUGGCCAUGGACAGCCUCGGGGCUGGUAGGACUUGGGCCCAAAGCUCAGCAGCACAGCCAGAAAGAAGUCAGAAAGCUGCUCCCCUCAGACUCGGCCUGGGGGGGAGGGAGAGGACGUUGUGCUUUGGGGAUGACAUUGUUGGAAAAAAGAAAAAAAAAAAUAUCCCCUGGGCUAAUUUAGAUUUCUUCCCAAUCGGAAAGUGUUUGAUCACGUCCCUUACAAAGGCCAGCCACAGUGGCUACCACCCGUGGUGAGGGCAGCUAGCCAGCACAGGAUGCUGUUGAAACUGGAUUACAGACCAUUAAUUCGCAUUCAACUUGAACUACUCUAUAUAAAUAAAAUACGUACUUUGGAAAGAA